Molecule: messenger RNA, 2636 nt
Organism: Pseudo-nitzschia multistriata
Lineage: Eukaryota; Bacillariophyta; Bacillariophyceae; Bacillariales; Bacillariaceae
Source: the annotation of a GenBank genome assembly
CGUCAUAUUCUUUGAAGCAAACAGUCACUUGCUGCAAUACGGUGUGGUUCAAUUGAAUUCAAUGGAACUGACUCGAUUAAUCUCUUCRUAAAUCUAGAAUAUCGACAAUGACGCACGAUACUCUUACGAGAUCAGAUUGCUUCGCGGUGCUACUUUUGGUGGUGGCAGUUUUGCUGUUGCCAAACGAUGAUUCGUUGUCGACCGCGUUUGAAUUGUCACCAGUAUCGAAGGGGAGAGUGCAGCGGCUUUCCGUACCAUCAGCGAAUGCACGACAAAAAGAACGCCAACGUCAACGUCAACAGCAGCAGCAGCAACAACAACAACAUUGGGCAAGCGAUUCUUCGUGCACGAGUUCCCAUCCCCGUUCUUUGUUUUCCCUAUCGAGCUCCUCGACGAGCCACGAACAACAACACCCGGGAAGUGUUUCGGCUUCCGACGAUCGGCGGAACCAGUCCCUCGAACAGGGGCACCACCCGCUCUGGUCACUCAACCUUAACCUGGAUUCGAUGGCACAGGCCGGAGCUGGAAAUCGUGCCCAAGAACUCCUAAGAAGGAUACACGCACUAUACGAGGAGGGGUACUACGAGGUUUCCCCCGACAUUGUGUCCUAUAACUCYGUUUUGAAAGCUUGGAAGGAAGAAGAGGAGCCGGAGGCCGCCCUGGAACUCCUGGAAACCAUGAUUCGAAACGAAAAAGAGGGCGCGCAACGCGAAGCCUUUGCGAAAGUGCGAUCAUCUUCCGAUGCGAACUCCGCAAAGGACAAGAGUGACAAAACCAUUCGAGUAGACGUCAUCUCCUUCAACACGGUAAUGGCCGCAUUCGCCAACCAGGGAAACCACGACAAGGCCCUCGAGCUYCUGCGAAAGAUGCAGAACAAACCAGACAAGAAYAGAGGCACCGRCACGGAGGAGAAGGAAGACGACUAUUUUUACCCCACMCCAGAUACCAUUACAUACAACAUUGUUUUGUACAGCCUGGCACAAUCCAACGACCCUGGAACGGCGGCCAAGGCAGAGAACCUUUUGAGGGAGAUGAUGAUGCAAAAGGAACGAACGGGUCUCUCGGUUGUCGACACUAUGAGUUUCAACACGGUGCUGUAUGCCUGGUCCCGGGAGGGAGAAAAGAAAGAUCACAAUCCGGGAACCACCGGAAAGAGCGGCGUUCGGAAACGACCGGUGUCUCCCAAAAUGGCCGCCCAGCGUGCCGAAGACCUUCUCACCAUAAUGGAGGAGCUGUCCGAGGCCGGGAACCUGAGUGUCCGGCCCGAUGUGUACUCCUACACCACGGUCAUCCAGAGCUGGUCUAAAUGCGGGGAGGCGAGCGGAACCGACAAGGCCAGAGUGGUCCUGGAACAAAUGGUCGACAAGGGCCUCCAGCCCAACCAGUUGACGUAUACUGCCCUCAUGAACGCUCUGAACAAGGCGGGGCAGCCCGAAAACGCCGAGUCCGUUCUCCGCCAAAUGAUUGCAGCGAACCACCAGCCCGAUAMCGUGGCGCUUUCGUCGAUCAUCGACGGCUGGGCGAGAGUCUCCAGCAAGGACCGACCCGAGGCCGCCAAGCGGGCCCUGCAGAUCCUCGGGGCCAUGAAAAAGAAAAAGGAUUCUCCGUGGAUGCGACCAACGGCCCUCACGUACACCUCGGUCCUUACCGCACUUGCCAAGAGCGGAACACGGGAUGCCUGCGACCAAGCCCUGGACCUCCUGGAGGAAAUGGAGGAAGCYUAUGCCGCGAGUGGUGGUGACGACUACGACGCAARCAAUGUUGUUAGCAGUGGGAUGGYCGACGCGAAACACGACAAAUGGUCGAUCCGCCCCAAAAACAUUCACUACAACUGCGUCCUAGACGCGUACGCCCGGAGUUCGAGGGCCGACAAAGCCAUCAAGGCCCAACACYUGAUGACCGUGAUGGAAAAUCACUCGCGAUUGGACUGCCGACCGGAUACCAUUAGCUAUAAGUGAGUUUGGAAAGCAAUAGUCUCACCGUGCUUGCGUGUUUGCGAACGUGAUGGUGUACCCUUUGGUACACUAUGAAUGGACCCGUUGGAGUGAAUUUGUCAACCAAUCAGUCCUUUGUGGCUAACCAUAACUAUGUUUGCAAUCUUUYGUCGCAGCUCUUUGAUGAUGGCGUGCGCGCACGCCACCGGAAACCAACAAAUGAGGGAACAAUCCUUUGAGAUCGCCCUCCGAACCUUCAAAAUAUUGGCAUCCAAGGGUGGCACUACGGGCAGCAUACAGCAGCGAGAACAACUUCUUGCACACAAACCUGUGUACGAGCUCUAUCCAACCUCCGCUACGUUUGCGCAUUUGUUUCGGGCCUGCCGAAAGCUUCUCCGCCCCGACAACGCCCGCCGGCAAACCAUCCUUUCGAAAAGCCUUGUCAUCUGCCAAAAACUGGGGCUGCUGAAUUUCCUGGUGGUACACCAGGUUCAGCUGGCGUGCCAAUCGGAGAGAGCAUGGAGGGAAACCGCCGGAGAUCUUUCCGAAUACAUCGGCUGGAAGGACGACUUCAAGCGGUGUGGCAAAACCGUUCCGCGGGAGUGGACCUGCAACGCUAGAAGGUAGCAAGGAUGGGGAUGGCAAUCGAUUGAAUUGCAUCGAAGGGAUUGUAAGAGUAACGAGUAAAAUAKACGAAUUAUU